GGUAUUCUCGCGAGAUCCAAACUAUCCUACCACAUUCUAGUGCAAGAUGGAGAAGUAGAUGUAACACGCAUUCGAGAUUGUUUAAAGGAACUCAAAAGCAAUCCAAUGGAGGAAUGGUGAUGCUGUUCAGUCAAAGCAUUUUCUGGUAACCUGACUGGAACAUGCUCUGAAUUGGAUUUUGCCAAAUAAUUUCUGAGCAGCGGACGGAAAUUCUCCACGAUGAAGGUUGACAGAAGCAAGUUAAAGAAAACGCCUACAGAAGCUCCAGCUGACUGUAGGAUCCUUAUAGAGAAGCUAAAAGCAUGUCAUGAUGAGCAGCUACUGGUUGAACUGCAGCAAAUCAAGACUUGGAACAUUGGCAAGUGUGAGCUCUAUCAUUGGGUGGAUCUGCUGGAUCGCUUUGAUGGCAUUCUGUGCGAUGCAGGCCAGACAGUGGAGAAUAUGUCAUGGCUGCUCGUGUGUGACCGUCCAGACAAUGGACAGCUCAAAGCUUUGCUUUUGGCAGUGCUCAACUUCACAGCUCUGCUCAUCGAGUACAGCUUCUCUAGGCAUCUCUACAGUUCCAUAGAGCACUUAACGACCUUGUUAGCGUCAUGCGACAUGCAAGUGGUCCUGUCUGUGCUGAACCUACUGUAUGUGUUCAGCAAACGCUCCAACUAUAUCACAAGACUUGGAUCUGAUAAAAGAACACCUCUCCUGGCUCGCCUACAACACCUGGCUGAGAGCUGGGGAGGGAAGGAAAAUGGCUUUGGCCUGGCUGAAUGCUGCAGGGAUCUCGUUAUGACGAAGUACCCUCCAAGUGCCACCACACUGCAUUUUGAGUUUUACGCUGAACCAGGCCCAGAGGUCAAAGUGGACAGAAAGCAGACAAGUAGUAACACACUACACUAUAUUCACAUCGAGCAGCUUGACAAGAUUUCAGAAAGUCCAUCUGAAAUCAUGGAGUCGCUGACCGUGAUGUACAACAUCCCUAAAGACAAGCAGACCCUUCUGUUCACGCACAUUCGUCUGGCCCACGGUUUCUCAAAUCACAAAAAGAGGUUGCAAGCAGUGCAGGCCCGACUACAUGCCAUUUCUAUAUUGGUGUAUUCAAAUGCGCUCCAAGAGUCGGCCAACAGUAUUCUGUAUAAUGGCUUGAUAGAGGAGCUGGUGGACGUCUUGCAGAUCACAGACAAACAGCUUGUGGAUAUCAAAGCAGCAUCUCUGCGCACUUUAACAUCAAUAGUCCACCUGGAGAGGACACCCAAGCUUUCAAACAUCAUCGACUGCACCGGCACAGCGUCCUAUCACGGCUUCUUGCCGGUGUUGGUGCGCAACUGUAUACAAGCAAUGAUUGAUCCCUCCAUGGAACCAUACCCGCACCAGUUUGCCACAGCGCUCUUCUCAUUCCUGUACCACCUGGCUAGCUACGACGCUGGAGGGGAAGCCCUCGUUUCCUGUGGCAUGAUGGAAGCCCUUCUGAAGGUGAUCAAGUUCUUGGGUGAUGAACAGGACCAGAUCACCUUUGUGACACGAGCAGUGCGGGUUGUGGACCUCAUCACCAAUCUUGACAUGGCUGCCUUUCAGUCCCACAGCGGCCUUUCCAUUUUCAUUUGCAGACUAGAGCAUGAGGUGGACUUGUCACGGAAAGAGUGCCCUUUCGUCAUCAAGCCAAAGAUCCAGAGGCCCAGUUCGACUGUGGAGUCUGAGGACAUGGACACAGACAUGGAGAUGUCAGAAGUUGCCAUGGAGAGUAGCCCCGGACCAUCAACGUCUUCUGGUUCCAGGCCAGAGGUUGACCAGCGAGCGCAGAGCAGUUCCUCUAACACGCCUCGUACAGGCAUGCAGUGUAUCCCACAGAGGGCUGCUCUGUUGAAGUCGAUGCUAAAUUUCUUAAAGAAAGCCAUCCAGGAUCCUGCCUUCUCUGAUGGCAUUCGUCAUGUAAUGGACGGGUCCUUGCCUACCUCACUUAAACACAUCAUCAGUAACGCGGAAUACUAUGGCCCCUCACUCUUCCUCUUGGCGACAGAGGUGGUGACGGUUUUUGUGUUCCAGGAGCCCUCCCUGCUCUCCUCCCUGCAGGAUAACGGUCUCACUGACGUCAUGCUGCAUGCCCUUCUGAUCAAAGAUGUUCCUGCUACCCGUGAGGUGCUGGGUUCUCUGCCCAACGUGUUCAGCGCUCUCUGCCUGAACGCCAGAGGUCUGCACUCUUUUGUUCAGUGCCAGCCUUUUGAGCGCCUCUUCAAAGUGCUUUUGUCCCCCGACUACCUGCCUGCCAUGCGUCGGCGGCGUAGCUCCGACCCUUUGGGUGACACUGCAUCUAACUUGGGAAGUGCUGUGGAUGAGCUCAUGAGGCACCAGCCCACUUUAAAGACAGAUGCCACUACUGCCAUUAUUAAGUUGCUGGAGGAGAUCUGCAACUUGGGUCGAGCCCCAGAGUACAUCUGCCAGAAACCGUCUAUCCAAAAAGCAGACGGUACCGUGGCAGUGCCACCUGCGCGCUCCAGUCAUGCCGCUGAAGAAGCUUCAAGUGAAGAUGAAGAGGAAGAAGAGGCCCUCCACACGUUCAGCCAGCAGCAGGGGGAGCCAGAGAGCAACAGACAGUCAGUGCCACUUGAACUGGUUGUUGGGACUGAAGAACGGAUACCCAUUCCACUGAUGGACUAUAUUCUUAACGUGCUGGCACGUCUCUUCCUGGCCAGCUUAGCAGCGGCCGGCACAGGCACCGAUGCCCAGGUGGCUCUGGUGAAUGAAGUUAAAGCUGCGCUUAGUCGAGCCCUAGCAAUGACAGAAGGUGCUGAAAAACAUGCCAGGCUUCAGGCGGUGAUGUGCAUUAUCAGCACCAUAAUGGAGUCCUGUCCCUCCACGUCGACUUUCUAUAGCACAGCUGCUGCCAAGACUCAACAUAAUGGCAUGAACAACAUUAUAAGACUCUUUCUCAAGAAAGGGCUGGUCAAUGACUUGGCACGUGUGCCUCAUAGCCUAGAUUUGUCCAGUCCCAACAUGGCCAAUACGGUGAAUGCGGCACUAAAGCCUCUGGAGACUCUGUCACGCAUCGUGAACCAACCCAGCAGUCUUUUUGGAGGCAAAGGUGGCUCCAGCAAGAGCAAGACAGAAAACGAAACCGUGGGCACAGCCAGGGAUAGCAACAGCAACACACAGGAUCAAGGAGAGGCAGGAGAAACGGAGCCAGUGGAUGGCAGCCACAGGGUUCAGGGAGCAGACGCCGACCUCAUGGAUGGAGAAACAGAAGGAGACACGGUGGUCAUCGCCGGGCAGCCGGAGGUUCUCAGCACACAAGCCAUGCAGGUUGAGAAUGAGUUGGUGGACCUUAUUGAUGAGCUGUUGGAGAGAGAUGUCGGUACUGCAAAUAGUGCAAUAAUAGUUGGACGAAGCGGUGGGGAUGAAUCACAAGAGGACGUGUUGAUGGAUGAGGUCCCAUCCAACAUCAGCCAGGCGUCCACUCUUCAGGCUAACCGUGAAGGAACUUUGUGUGUAACUUCUUCACUAGACUCGAUGAACAUCCUUGAACCGGAGGACGAGGAGCAUACACAAGAGGAGGACUCGAGCGGCAGCAACGACGACGAAGACAGUCAGGAUGAGGAAGAGGAGGAGGAGGAAGAGGAGGAGGAGGACCAGGAUGAUGAAGAGGGGGAUGAGGAUGAUGACGAUGAAGGGUCAGAGAUGGAGCUGGAUGAAGAUUUCCCCGACAUCAACGCUGCGCCGCACAUUCGCUUUGAAAGGUUCGACAGGGAUGAUGACCUCAUCAUAGAGUUCGACAACAUGUUUUCCAACAACGCUGAUAUCCCUUCCUCCCCAGGGAACAUCCCCAGCUCCCACCCUCUGAUGGUGCGCCACGCUGAUCACAGCUCCCUCACCUUAGGCGUGGGCGGCUCCAGCAGCCGCCUGGCGCAGGGCAUGGGUCGCAGCCAGCGGACGCUCCGUCAGCUCACUGCCAACAGCGGACACACCAUCCACGUCCACUACCCACAUAACCGCCAGCCCAAUCCUCCGCUCAUUCUGCAAAGAUUGCUGGGCCCCAGUGCAGCUGCAGACAUUUUACAGCUGUCCAGCUCCCUGCCUCUGCAGUCUCGUGGUCGCGCCCGGCUUUUGGUCGGAAACGAGGAUGUUCACAUCAUCGCUCGUUCUGAUGAUGAAUUGCUGGAUGAUUUCUUCCAUGAACAGAGCAGCACCGGGGGACAAGCAGGUACUCUCUCCAGUAUUCCCACUGCCUUAACUAGAUGGACAGACGAGUGCAAAGUUCUGGAUGCUGAGAGCAUGCACGACUGUGUAGCAGUGGUGAAGGUGCCGAUCCUGCAGCAUCUGGAGAGUCUAAGAGACGAGGAGCUGGAAGAACGCAGGGAGAAGAGGAGGAGGCAGCUGGCUGAGGAGGAGGAGUCCAAGCAGAAUGAGAGGAGAGCAUCUGGAGCAGAGCAAGUCAGGGAACAGAGCCUACAGGGUUCUGGAUUGGGAACAGUUAAUGGUGCGGAGAACACUGCAGAGGGUGAGCAGGCUCAGGAGGGUCCGAUGGCAUGCCUGGACACACCCAGGGUCUCAGAGGGCUUCCUCACUGCUCCCCCGUCUGGAGAGGUCACCCCCACCACCCCUGCUCCCCAUGAACAGGCCCUGGUCUCCCUGGAGACCGCCAUUAGCCAGCAAGUCCACCAGCCGAUCGCCGACCUCCUCCUGGCCGAGUCGCAUGCCAGCUCACUGGCUGCUCUGGCGGGGGCUGGACUUACCACCCUGUCAGACACUCAGAGACCAAACACCGAAGCAGAGGCAUCUCAGAUGGAAAUGUCCCCGGCUCCCACAACUGGUGAGAGAGUUGGAGGAGGUGGUGGAGGAGGAGCAUUGGAUGAAGGCAGGGAAGCCUCCCUAAGCCCCGAUAUUGUGGAGAACGCUGAACCCGCAGCGGUUGGCGUGUCCCAGCUGGAAGGAUCCCCCAUGGAUACCAGCAGCCCCGCGUCGGCCACCCAGGAAGAAGCAGCUCCCAACCCGCCUCAGACCACCCAGCUGUCCCAGGAGCUGUCUGGCAGCAGGGAGAGCGGGCUGACCGACAGGCAGACGGACGCAGACACCGGCUCCACGUCUGUUUCAUCUCCUGGGGAGACGAUGCCUAGGAGCGACAGCGCUGAUAGUCAGUCCCAGGCCAUCCAGGAGGAGCCUCUCCCAUCCACCAGCAACGAGGAGGAAGACCCACUUGCCGGUAUCAGCUUGCCAGAGGGCGUGGAUCCUUCUUUCCUUGCGGCCCUUCCAGAAGACAUCCGUCGAGAGGUCCUGCAAAAUCAGCUCGGCAUCCGACCGCCGUCACGUCCUCCUGCUGCCACAACCUUACCCUCCACCACAGCGCCUGUGCUCGGAGGACCAGGGGUUACCGAGGUCAGCCCCGAGUUCCUGGCAGCUUUGCCACCUGCUAUUCAGGAAGAGGUUCUGGCCCAGCAGCGAGCUGAGCAGCAGCGAAGAGAGUUAGCUCAGCAGCCUCCAACGGGAGACACUCCCCUGGAUCCGGUGACUUUCAUCCAGACGCUACCCUCUGAGCUCCGGCGUAGCGUUCUUGAGGACAUGGAAGACAGUGUGUUGGCUGUCAUGCCUCCAGACAUUGCUGCUGAGGCAGCUGCGUUGCGUAGAGAGCAAGAGGUGCGUCAGAGACAGCUAAUGCAUGAGAGGCUGUUCGGUCAUAGCUCAUCUUCUGCCCUUUCAGCCAUCCUACGCUCCCCUGCCUUUACCAGCCGGUUAGGAAGCAACCGCGGGGUCCAGUACACCCGUCUGGCUGUCCAGAGAGGAGGACCGUUUCAGAUGGGUGGGGGAACAAACCACAGGCCGUCCAGCUCCAGUGUGGACUCUCUGCUGCGCCUGCGUGGCCGCUUGCUGCUGGACCACGAGGCGCUGUCCUGCCUGCUGGUUUUGCUGUUUGUGGACGAGCCGAAGCUCAACACCAGCCGCCUGCACCGUGUGCUCAGGAACCUCUGCUACCACUCUCAGACCCGCGGCUGGGUCAUCCGCAGCCUGCUGUCCAUCCUCCAGCGCAGCAGCGAGAGCGAGGUCUGUCUGGAGACGACGCGCCUGGAAGAUUCCCGUGGAAAGAGGAGCUCCCAGGGAGGCUGCGGAGGAAAAGGCUCGACCACCUCUUCCCUCUCCUCGUCGUCGUCGUCGUCCUCCUUAGAGCUGCUGAACAGGGUGGAGUCUCGAAGCGCGAGCCAGCUCUCUUGGCUCUCGGUCUCUAUGGACGCAGCCCUGGGCUGCCGGACAAACAUUUUUCAGAUUCAGCGGGCGUCGGGCAGGAAGCAUGCCGACCGGCAUUCAGCCGGCAGCUCCACAGCAUCCGGAGCGCUGGGAGUAUCGGGCGGAGCUACAGGAGUCACGUGCGCUGGAGGCGGAGGCUCCACAGUUCACAUCCACCCGCAGGCUGCGCCGGUGGUCUGCCGACAUGUGCUGGACACGCUUAUCCAGCUAGCUAAGGUGUUCCCGAGCCACUUCACCCAGCAGCGAUGUAAGGAUGUGUCAGCAGCUGCGUCUGAUCUGGAGUCUCGCCUUUGUGCCGCUUCAUCUGGGGCAGGAAGCAUUGGGAGCUCCCGGUCAGCCUCUCAGUCUCAGAGUAACCCUAACACUCAGAACUCCUUGGGCUCCUCUGUAGCGACGCCUCAGUCUUUGGGCAUCUCCACGGAUUUCUGGGAUCUGCUCGUAAAGCUCGACAACAUGAACGUCAGCCGCAAGGGGAAGGCCUCUAUGAAGACGGUGCCCCUGGGUGGCGGCGCAGAAGCGGAGGGAGCCCAGUUCAGCUUAGAGACGUCCCCUCUUGGCCAGCUGAUGAACAUGCUUUCUCAUCCCGUAAUCAGGCGGAGCUCCUUGCUCACCGAGAAGCUGCUGCGCCUUCUCUCCCUCAUAUCGAUCGCCCUGCCCGACAACAAGGCGACAGAGGUGCCCGCCGGACACCCGACCCCGCAGGCCGCCAACCCCACCACGGCUAGCUCAGGGCCCACAGUGGCGAUCACGACACAAGGCGCAGCGUUGGCGGGCUCCACCCAGCCCACUGUGACCGCACCGGGCGCCUCUGGAGGAGCUGCAGCUCAGGGUACAUCCUCAGGAACGAGCAUCACAGUCUCACAGGCCUCCUCUACUACGAUCUCUAUACCCACAUCCACUGGAAUAACCUCUGCAGGAAAAGCGAGGGGUCCUACUAUGAGCACAGAGAGCGAUAAGAUGGUCUCUACAGGACUCACUGAGAAACAGCUUCAACUGUCUGUGGAGGUGCUGACAUCUCACUCCUGUUCAGAGGAGGGUCUAGAGGAUGCUGCUAACAUUCUGCUGCAGCUGUCCAGAGGAGACGGAUCCACCAGAGACACGGUCCUCAGACUGCUGCUUAGUGGAGCCAGGCACCUCGGAUACACGCUCUGCAAGCAGAUCGGCACAUUACUGGCUGAGCUGAGGGAGUACAACUUGGAGCAGCAGAGGCAGGCGCAAGCCGACUCGCAUUCCCCAGAUGCACCUCCAGAGGAUCCCUCCCUGUCGGCCAGGUUAAAGGGCAAGAUGACCAGCAGGUUGGCGCACAGGUUCGACGGGUCGGAGAGCGUGGUGAUCGUGGCGGCACAGAAGCGCACGCUCGGCGGGCGUGAGCUGCAGCUUCCCUGCAUGAGCUCGCUGACGUCCAAAACCUCCACGCAGAAGUUCUUCUUGCGAGUGCUGCAGGUGAUCAUUCAGCUGCGCGAGGACACGCGACGUGCCAACAAGAAAGCCAAACAAACCGGCCGGUUGGGCGCCAGCGGUCUGGGCUCGGCCAGCAGCAUCCAGGCCGCGGUGCGGCAGCUCGAGGCUGAAGCCGACGCCAUCAUUCAGAUGGUGAGAGAAGGCCAGCGUGCACGUCGGCUCCAACAGGCCCCCCCACCCACCGCUCCUGCUGCAUCUGCCGCCGGAUCGUCAGCGGCUGCCCCCCAUGCUCCCGCUGGCGCUGCUCCCCCUACUGGCACGGCUGCUGCUGCCACGUCUGAAGUGCAGUCAGCGCCAGAAGCUCAGUCAGCACAAAGAGAUGAAUCUCCAAUGGACGUUGACCAGCCGUCUCCUCUGGAGCAGGACGGCGCCCCUCUGGACGAAGAAGGAAAUGCUCAGUCGGAGAGUGAGGAGAAGCUGCCAGACCUUCCUCUACUCAGCGAGCAGCUGCUGCUGGAUGAACUGUGGGACAUGCUUGGGGAGUGUCUGAAAGAGCUGGAGGAGUCUCACGACCAGCAUGCUGUGCUGGUGCUCCAGCCUGCUGUGGAGGCCUUCUUCCUGGUUCACGCCACAGAGCGAGAGAGCAAGCCGCCUGUCAGGGACACGCGAGAGAGCCAGCUUUCACACAUCAAAGACGAGCCUCCGCCUCUGUCCCCGGCUCCCCUCACACCCGCCACUCCUUCGUCCCUGGACCCGUUCUUCUCCAGAGAGCCGUCCUCCAUGCACAUCUCCUCCAACCUUCCACCAGACACCCAGAAAUUCCUCCGCUUUGCUGAAACUCACCGCACAGUGCUUAAUCAGAUCCUGCGACAGUCGACCACUCACCUGGCUGACGGGCCUUUUGCAGUAUUAGUUGACUACAUACGGAUCCUGGACUUUGACGUUAAGAGGAAGUACUUCCGCCAGGAGUUGGAAAGACUGGACGAAGGCCUGAGGAAGGAGGACAUGGCUGUGCAUGUCAGACGGGAUCACGUGUUUGAGGAUUCAUACAGGGAACUGCACCGCAAGAGCCCCGAGGAUAUGAAGAACCGGCUGUACAUCGUGUUUGAAGGAGAGGAGGGUCAGGAUGCCGGUGGCCUGCUCAGGGAGUGGUACAUGAUCAUUUCCCGGGAGAUGUUCAACCCCAUGUACGCCCUGUUCCGCACGUCACCUGGCGACCGCGUCACCUACACCAUCAACCCCUCGUCUCACUGCAACCCCAACCACCUCAGCUACUUCAAGUUCGUGGGUCGCGUCGUGGCCAAGGCGGUGUACGACAACCGGCUGCUGGAAUGCUACUUCACCCGCAGCUUCUACAAACACAUCCUGGGCAAGAGUGUCAGGUACACGGACAUGGAGAGUGAGGACUACCCCUUCUUCCAGGGUUUGGUGUACCUGUUGGAGAACGACGUGUCCACGCUGGGCUACGAGCUGACGUUCAGCACAGAGGUCCAAGAGUUUGGGGUGUGUGAAGUCAGAGACCUCAAGCCAAACGGAGCCAACAUUAUUGUCACCGAGGAGAAUAAAAAGGAGUACGUGCAUCUGGUGUGCCAGAUGAAGAUGACGGGUGCAAUCCGCAAACAACUAGCUGCCUUCCUUGAGGGCUUCUACGAGAUCAUCCCCAAGAGACUGAUCUCCAUCUUCACGGAGCAGGAGCUGGAGCUGCUCAUCUCUGGCCUGCCUACCAUCGACAUCGACGACCUGAAGGCCAACACCGAAUAUCACAAAUACCAGUCCAGCUCUAUUCAGAUCCAGUGGUUCUGGAGAGCCCUGCGGUCCUUUGAUCAGGCAGACCGGGCCAAGUUCCUGCAGUUUGUCACCGGCACAUCCAAGGUUCCCCUGCAGGGAUUCGCUGCUCUAGAAGGCAUGAACGGCAUCCAGAAGUUCCAGAUCCACCGCGACGAUCGCUCAACCGACCGUCUGCCAUCUGCUCACACCUGCUUUAACCAGCUAGACCUUCCAGCCUAUGAGAGCUACGAGAAGCUGAGACACAUGCUGCUGCUGGCCAUUCAGGAAUGCUCAGAGGGCUUCGGCCUGGCUUAGACCACCAGACUCAGAGACACGCAUACACCUAAUUAGUUUGCCUCCUCCUGACACAUUCAUACUGAUAACCUCUGAACGCACGCACACACUAUCAUAGACAUGACUGGAUUACUUGUUGAGCGGCCUAGGCUUUGCUGGUUUCUAUUCCAUGUAAAACCGAUAAAACCAGCGAGUGAAAUAGACUGAUGGAGAUUGCGUACAACACAGAGAGCCUCAUUCGGACACGCUCGUGUCUCCCUUCCCAAUUUAUCGCAAAUGCAAGCGAGGAUUCAUGGACUAAUAAGAGAUGUUUUCUUCAUUUAGUUUGAUUUCUCUGUACAAAAGGUUUGGGAGUUUAUUAUGUUCAAUCUUUUUUUUUCUUUUCUUUUUUUUUUUUUGUUCUCUGGCUGUGUAAAAAGAAAAAAAAAAGAAUGUUGUUUGAACAGGAUGGUUAUAAAACCUUUGGGGAAAAAAAAUGUUGGUGGUUUCCUGUUGCGAAUUUGUGACAUCACAAGCCUUGACAAUGGGGAACAUUUUUACCGGGGGUGUAUGAACAACUCAAAAGUUUUGGAGAUAUUCACCAAAAUGCACUUUUCAAAGUUUUGUGGCAUUUUUAAGGAAGGAUGAUACAAACGAUGAAGAGAAAAACCUUAAAGUGAUUUAAAAAACCGUUAACCGUAAAUUCUAGAGUAUUUUUGGCUAUUAAACCGCUGACCCAGCCUUGAGCCUUUGAACCAGAGUGGAAUAACUACAUGAAUAAAUGCAUAAAAUUUCA
Messenger RNA from Fundulus heteroclitus (mummichog), 10459 nucleotides. RefSeq names its product HECT, UBA and WWE domain containing E3 ubiquitin protein ligase 1 (gene huwe1). Lineage: Eukaryota; Metazoa; Chordata; Actinopteri; Cyprinodontiformes; Fundulidae. Gene Ontology annotation, biological process: membrane fusion; protein polyubiquitination; proteasome-mediated ubiquitin-dependent protein catabolic process. Gene Ontology annotation, cellular component: Golgi membrane; nucleus. Gene Ontology annotation, molecular function: protein binding; zinc ion binding; ubiquitin-protein transferase activity. The record is from RefSeq and is a predicted model, not a curated record.